This is a messenger RNA of Malassezia sympodialis ATCC 42132, 993 nucleotides long. RefSeq names its product serine/threonine kinase. Lineage: Eukaryota; Fungi; Basidiomycota; Malasseziomycetes; Malasseziales; Malasseziaceae. Gene Ontology annotation, molecular function: protein serine/threonine kinase activity; ATP binding. Gene Ontology annotation, biological process: protein phosphorylation. The record is from RefSeq and is a predicted model, not a curated record.
AUGUGCGAGGCCCGGCAAAUCCCCGUGCCGGCCGAUGCGACCAAGCCUGUGCUCAUUGACCAGCUCCUGGGCGCAAGGCCUAUGCAAUCUUCUGAGCGGAAGGAGCUGGGAAGCCUUGAUCUUGAGCGACUGGACCUGCUCGACCGUGAAAUCCCUGCAGACCGACUCGAGAAGCUGGAGCAGAUCGGGAGCGGCGCCUUCAAAGUGGUCUACAUGGGCCGCUACCACAUAUCGCGCACGAAAGUGACCCCCGUUGCGAUCUCUGAUUUGCGCGACGAGGUCACAGAGAUGGACAUCAAGGAGCUCAAGUUCCUGCGCGACCUGUGCCACGAAAAUAUUGUGCGCUUCAUCGGCAUAAGCAUCCCUCCGCGGCCAUCACCUGUCCCCUGCAUGAUCGUCAGCGAGCUCUGCGAGAAUGGCGACCUAUUCGACUACAUUCGCAACACACCGCCGCCCCCGCAUGCGGCGCUCUUUCGUCUCUUACUCCAAAUCGCACGGGGGCUCGAGUAUCUACACACACGUACCCCCACCAUUGUGCACCGCGAUUGCAAGUCUACCAAUGUUCUCAUCACCGGGGACGGGGUCGCCAAGAUCGCCGACUUUGGACUUGCGCGUGUGAAAACGUCGGCGCGAGCGAGGAUUCGGUCGCUCGUCGGGACCGUCAAUUGGCAGGCGCCCGAGUUGUGGGUACCGAAACCCAACUACAACGAAAAAGUUGAUGUAUGGAGCGCAGCCAUGACUUUCUGGGAGGUGCUACAGUGGCAUCAGCCUGAAAAACGAUAUCCAUUCCAGGGCAUGAAUGAACACCAAAUCUAUCUGCUCGUGGGCCAAAAGAAGCUCCGUCCUUUUGUGGGCGGCAUCCGCCGGCGCUAUGGUGGAGAAAUUGUCGACCUCCUUGACGCCAUGUGGGCGCAAUCCCCGCGCGAUCGUCCGACCAUGAGCCAAGUGUGUGCCCAGCUGGCGGCCUGCAUCGGGGCGCAAGAGCUCGGCUAG